This is a messenger RNA of Cadophora gregata, 1512 nucleotides long. RefSeq lists its product as uncharacterized. The record is from RefSeq and is a predicted model, not a curated record. Lineage: Eukaryota; Fungi; Ascomycota; Leotiomycetes; Helotiales; Ploettnerulaceae. The coding region runs from base 1 to 1512 and encodes 503 amino acids. The transcript has 2 exons.
AUGUUACCCUCCCUUGUUCAGACGUCUAGCCUCGCGCUGGCCUUCAGCCUCGUUACCUCCGCUCAACAAAUCCCUCUCGACAACCCCUCUAUCCCCAAACAAGAGCUCAUUCACAAUCGUCCCUAUGUCCCAGAAGAACCAUUUGACUCUGGUAUCAUCAUCGGCGGUCCUCGAAAUGCCACCAUCAAGCUCUUUCCCGCAUCCCCCUUGAGCUUCCGUCCUAUGUUCAGCUUCGGCUGCCGCGAAAGCACUUUCAAUACUAUCACAUUGGAGACGGAUGUUUGCCUUUCUGGAGAUUACUAUCUCGACCAUAAUAUGCUUAUCACAGAAGCGCCGAUCUGUCUAGAUGGAAAGGAAUCGACUAUGGCGUAUUAUCAUCGACAAGGCUGUGGAGGCGAGAUAGCAUACCGUAGUGAUAUGAACGGAAAAGGUAUUCCGGAAUACUGUCUCUGGGGCGGCCACUCACCAAAGGAAUGGUCUAUGAUAUUCCGUUGUGGCGACGGCACUGAAAGCAUGGAGGACAGAAUGAGUGCGACAGAAAGCAUGGAGACCAGACACCAAACAGCAGUUCCUCCACCUGCUCCAAAACCAAUGAACAUUUUCGACAAGUCAGAUGAGACCGAGUCAGAAGACGCACCUGUAGCAUUAGAAGAACCCACCGACGGAAUCGUCUACACGCAUCUCUUCCCAGCCUGCAACGGCCAACGCGUCGGAGGCCACAAACCCAUGACCGUCCCCGUCGACCGCUGCCUCACCAUCCACGGCUUCGGCAUCCAAUUCAAGACCCCCGCCGUCUGCAGCAACGGCACCCGCGCCAAAUGGGCACGCUUCGAAGACUACAAAUGCGGUUACGGCGAGAUCUCCUCCACGUACGGCCUAGUCGACAUCAAGGACUCAGAAAUCAUGCAAUGUCUCUCCACAGGGGCGAUCGGCGACGCCAAGAAAGUCUCUAGCAUGUCCUUCUGGUGCGAAGGGUUUGGAAACGUCACGAAACCGGAUCCGAAUGCGCCCAAGGAACCAGAAGUUCCGAAGCCGGCGAAGGGAAGCGUGAGUGAGAGUGCGUGUGGGAGGAGGGCGCCGUUCUUCAAUCAUCCGAACACGGAUACGUGUGUUGAUCUUAAGACGGACAUGAUGAAGAUCUAUUCCACGGGCGUUUGUGCGAAUGGUACUUCUGCACUGCUGGCAAAGUUUGAGAAGAAGGGGUGUGCAGGGAGUCCGGCUUCGUUUAUGGAGGUAAAUAAGGAGAGGGGUAAUUUGAAGAAGUGUUUGAAUUUCGAGGGGACGGGCAGUUUUGCGUUGUGGUGUGAUGGGAAGGGGGUGGUUGGACCGCUGCCAAGUACUCCAGGAAAAUCGAAAGGUGGCUGGAGCGCUUCUGCAGUAGUGGUCGUUGUGCUGGUUGUCGUCGCUGGAGUACUGUUUGCUCUGUUGGGAGCUUGGGCUUGGUUCACCGGUGAUCUCAGGCUCAAAGUUCAGGAGUUGUUUGGUCGCAGAGAGGGUGGUAUUGCUUUGUAG